CAGGCGCCCACCGCGUACCGUCUGUAGAUCUCGACUCACAACAGUCUCAGGAAAGUGAGAUGCAGAGGGAAGUAAUACACUUGCCCCUUGAGCAACAAUGGCGUAUUCGGAUAUGGCUGCCAACAUGAUAGCAGCAUACGGCAACUACCCCGUCGCAAGCACAUUCUCAAUGACCGAUACAGUCCCUAACCUGCCUGACUCUGAAGUCCCCUCCUACAGUGCCGCCUACGAUGCUGACCCAUCCGCGAAGAGACAUGCAGCGUGUGACGAAUGUCGGAAGCGCAAGUUGAAAUGCUCCGGCGACCCCACUGGCUGUGGGCGAUGCAUCAAACAACACCUAACAUGUCACUACUCGGUUCAGUCCAAGAUGGGACGUCCACGGAAGCGACAGAAGACAGAUACGACCCCUGACCAAGACACGCAACCUGAUCAGCCUCGAGAUCAGCGUCAACACACCCCUACGCAGUCUGCGCCCGAUCCUCCCAGACAGAAACAGUGUCAGAAAGCCAUGGAAAGAACCGAAUUCGAGAACGUCUGCAAUGCACCCAUGGCCCAGUCCAUUCGACGUACAACCGCUCUCAGCCACUCCGCGAACCUGAAUACUCAAUCCUCGAACGACUCGUCGUCGUCCGAUGCCUCUCGCACGCCUUCAGAUCGCGACGUGGCGGCCGGUGUCUCUUACCCAGUAGACGUGGCCCAAUGGCCUGACUUUUCCGAUUUGACACAGCUCCCCAUGUUGGUGCAGGACAGCCAUGAACACGAAAAGCAGAUGUCAUCAGAUGUGAAUCAGUCGAACGGCACCAUCGAUCCAAACCUUUACACCUCGCCAUACCCCAACGACCUCGGCGCCCAUCCAUCCUACCUAUCCCAGCUUCCUGCAAUACCUGCCUGUCCCUGUCUCCCAAAUUUAUACCUCACUCUUUCCACAUUGUCCACGUUGUCUGCUUUCCCUGUUUCCUCCGGCACGAUCGAGUCACUUCUCAAUGCGCACCGCACCGGCCGUGCCGUCAUCUACUGCAAUGUGUGUCCGCAAAAGUUUCAAACUGGGUCACAGAACGUCAUGCUGUCCAGCAUGCUGAUCACGGUAUUGUCGGACCAUUGGCACAGGGUAAGGAAGGCCACAGCGAAAGAGUUGAAAGCCGGCUUCACCAACGAAAGCACAAGCUCAGUGCCUGAAUCUGGGUCAACUGCGGAAUCGGGUGGAAUGUCACCACGAGAAGAUCUCGAAUGGCGCACGUUUGGCUAUCGAGUCGUCCGCGCAUGCGUGUACGGCGAGGAUUGCGUUCCUAGCACCCCAGGCACGAAUGGCGGACCAAUUUGUACGGAACAACCAUACACACUGUCCGAUCUGUGCAGUGCGCUCGAACGGCGGCAGAAACAAUGGCAUGAGGUGGAGCCUACGACGGGUGAGUUCCCUGCAAGGAUGCAGGGUGAUUUGGGUCACGGGCCUACACUGGGCAUGACCUUGGAUGAACUCGACAAAUGCGAGAAGGACGCGCGCACACAAGGCGACGAUGGACUACUGUGCCUGCGCAUCGUCAAGUAUGCGAGGCAAAUCAUGUCGAGUCUCGAUAAUGGCCCUCCAAGGCUGGGAGUUCCCUGAGAAAAGUAUGCAUGUCAAUGGUGUGAGACACUCUUGACCCCGCCGGAGUUUCAAUCAAACG
This is a messenger RNA of Exophiala viscosa, 1664 nucleotides long. RefSeq lists its product as uncharacterized. NCBI's taxonomy places the organism in Eukaryota, Fungi, Ascomycota, Eurotiomycetes, Chaetothyriales, Herpotrichiellaceae. The transcript has 2 exons. The record is from RefSeq and is a predicted model, not a curated record. Gene Ontology annotation, molecular function: DNA-binding transcription factor activity, RNA polymerase II-specific; zinc ion binding. Bases 98 to 1603 code for a protein of 501 amino acids. Gene Ontology annotation, biological process: regulation of DNA-templated transcription.